This is a messenger RNA of Myripristis murdjan (pinecone soldierfish), 4396 nucleotides long. It is a transcript of the gene adam23b, whose product is annotated as ADAM metallopeptidase domain 23b. Lineage: Eukaryota; Metazoa; Chordata; Actinopteri; Holocentriformes; Holocentridae. The record is from RefSeq and is a predicted model, not a curated record. Bases 156 to 2507 code for a protein of 783 amino acids. Gene Ontology annotation, molecular function: metalloendopeptidase activity. The transcript has 26 exons. Gene Ontology annotation, biological process: proteolysis. Gene Ontology annotation, cellular component: presynaptic membrane.
UGUUCAUCCCUCAGCAGCGACUGCAGCAUCUCGGUCCCUCCUGGAUACAUGAAGAAACCCCCUGCGCACGGCACCUCCCCCGCGACGAUGGGCCGCAAGCUCUUAACUACAUUGAUGUGUUGAUAUUAAGAUAUUUCAGUUAUCAAAUAUGAAUCAUGUAUUUGAUAUUUCUGCCCAAUCUGCUCGUCAGCAUUCUUUCGCCUUGGCUGCAUCCAUCUCUAGCGUCAUUCGUUUCUCAAGGAGUCGAGAACGAGGUUGAGAGGGACGCAGUGCCAGCACUGCUGAAGCAACAGGCAACUGCAGCACCUGCCACAGACAACACAACACACCAUGCAGUAGAGCACGUGAUCACCUACCCUUCUCGGCUGAUCUACUACCUUAAUGAGGACUCGGAGAGUACCCACCAUGACCUGGACACACGGGCUAAAAACCAAGCCACAGAGGGCCAGGCGGUCCACCUCGCCCAAGCCAGUUUCCAGUUAGAGGCCUUUGGCUCCAGAUUUGUUCUGGACCUAACAUUAAACAAUGACUUGUUGUCUUCAGAUUAUGUUGAGAUCCACUAUGAAGGGGGCAAGCCCGUUCUGUCAAAGGGUGGAGAGCACUGCUACUACCAUGGCCAGGUGAGGGGGAAACAUAAGUCCCAUGUGGCCAUUUCUACCUGCAACGGGCUGCACGGGAUGUUUGACGAUGGAGUCUAUGUAUAUCUAAUUGAGCCCUUACAACAGACUCAUUCAAUCGAUACAGCUGCAAGGCCCCACACAUUAAGAAGAACACCCACCCUUCAGUGGAACAACGAUCCAGAGGAACAGGUGGAGGAGGAGGAGAAGCUGCUCUCGGAGCUGGAUGACUUAUCCUGGCUCAAGCGCAGGAAAAAGCGAGCUAUGCCUCGCAAUAUAUUUGAAGAGAUGAAGUAUUUAGAGAUCAUGAUUGUCAACGACCACAGUAUGUACAAACGAUACAAGACCAAGCAGCACACUAGGAACUUUGCCAAGUCUGUCGUUAACCUUGUGGAUGCUAUCUUCAAAGAGCAUCUGCAUACGCGCGUGGUGCUUGUUGCUGUGGAGAUCUGGACGGACAAGGAUCAGAUCCCCAUCAGUGUGAAGCCACUGGAAAUGCUACGAGAUUUUGCCAAGUACCGGCAGCAAAGCAUCAAGCACCAUGCAGACGUUGUGCACCUCUUCUCAAAUGUGACCUUCCACUAUCGCAGAAGCAGCGUUGCAUACUUCGGGGGCAUGUGUUCAGUGAGCCGUGGAGUAGGGGUCAACGAGUAUGGCACCACCUGGUCCAUGGCAGUGUCUCUGUCCCAGAGCCUGGCACAGAACCUGGGGAUCCAGUGGGACCUGGCCUCCAAGAGAAAAGAGUGCGGCUGUGCUGAUUCCUGGGUGGGCUGCAUUAUGGAGGACACUGGAGUCCAACACCCACGGAGAUUCUCCAAAUGCAGCAUCUCAGACUACAAGGAGUUCCUUUUAAAGGGUGGAGGGUCAUGUCUAUUUAACAGGCCCACCAAGCUGUUUGAGGCAACAGAAUGUGGGAAUGGAUUUGUAGAGGUAGGAGAGGAAUGCGACUGUGGAGCAAGAGCCGAGUGCUACAAGGAAUGCUGCAAGAAGUGUUCCCUAGCCAAUGGGGCCCAUUGCAGUGAUGGUCCGUGCUGCAAUAACACCUGUCUGUUCUAUCCGCGGGGUUACAGUUGCCGAUAUGCUGUGAACGACUGUGAUAUCUCAGAGACUUGCUCUGGGGACUCUGGACAGUGCCCUCCCAAUCUCCAUAAACAAGAUGGUUACCUCUGCCACCUGAACCAGGGUCGCUGCUACAAUGGAGAGUGCAAGACUAGAGAAAACCAGUGUAAAUACAUCUGGGGGCCAAAGGCUGGAGGCUCAGAGAAGUUCUGCUAUGAGAAGCUAAAUACAGAGGGGACAGAGAAGGGCAACUGUGGAAAGGAUGGAGAGAAGUGGAUUCAGUGCACUAAACAUGAUGUGUUCUGUGGAUACCUUUUAUGUACUAACAUUGGACGUAACCCACGCAUUGGACUAAUGAAGGGAGAAAUUACUCCCACCUCCUUCAACCAUCAAGGCAGGCUGGUAGACUGCAGUGGUGGCCAUGUUCUUUUGGAUGAUGAGACUGACUUAGGCUACGUGGAGGAUGGGACUCCCUGUGGGCCGUCAAUGAUGUGCCUUGACCGCAAGUGUCUGCCCAUUCAGUCACUCAACAUGAGCACCUGCCCCAGUGGACCCAAUGGACAGGUGUGCUCUGCCCAUGGGGUGUGCAACAAUGAAGCCACAUGCACCUGUGAUACCACCUGGGCGGGGACAGACUGUAGCAUGCCUGACCCGCCUAAGGAGCCUGAGGCACCUGAGGACGAAGGACCUAAGGUGAGCGUGGCCACUAACAGGCUGAUAGGGGCAGUAGCAGGGACCAUUCUGGCCCUGGGGGUGAUUUUUGGAGGCACAGGGUGGGGAAUAGAAAAUGUGAAGAAGCGGCGAUAUGACCCCAACGCCGCAGCCAUUUAACCCCAGGAGAGAUGGCGAUCAGAGAGGGACUCCUCCAAGGCUUCCUUAGUUGGCUACUUGACAGCUGGACUGCACUUAUUGCUGCUGAUCUUUGGCAUUACAUUUACUUGAAAAAGACAUAGUGGACAUUUUAACAAAUUCCAUUGUAGUGGCAUAGACAUGCAGCCUUUUCAAAUCCAUCACCUCACCCACCUAACAACCCCACCCCACCCUGAUCUCUAGAGUGACAGAGCUCUUCUUCAAUCCUCUAGUGCCAGUGCACAGGCGUUCAGGCGGAAACCACACCACUCUCUCACCUGGCAUGAUUAUUCACACAAAGUGUGCUGCUCGCUGACCCUGGCAUGAAGAGCCCUCUAUUCAGGACUCUGCAUGGCUACGAAAGCUAUGAAUAUACCGCAAAAAAGCAAAUAAAAAUAAAGUGAGAAAAAAAAAUCAUCAAACAGAGGAGAUAGAAUCAUUAAAAAAAAACAAACCCAGUGGAAAAGCUCCUCUUAGUUCACUUUUAGGUGCUGUAGAUGGUAAGGAGUGAAGGAAGGCUGCAUGCAAGGACCCAUAGGGUCAGUGCAGACCACAUCUCAUUGACAAUACUCAGACACACACACAUGCACAUACACACACACACACACGCACACACAGGUGGCAAGAUUGUACAUAAAAGAGGAGAAAGAGGUCAGGUUUGGAAUUACAACAUAUCAUUUUACAAUAACAUCAGUUGCUUUUCUUUUUGUCUUAGCAUGUUGUAUAGCGGGUGUUUUUGGCAAUGUUAAUGAAAUACAACGCAAUUAUGAUUUGGGCCAAAAUGCUACAAAUAACAUGAUGGUAUAAUACUCACUCUACUAGGUGUUCAGCAAAGUACUGUAAUCACACACUACAUAGCCUACUGUAAUUGUCUAGGUAGAGGUCAAAGGUCGGAUAUGGUUGAAGGGAUGGAGCAGCAGGUGUAAAGGAGUAGGAUGUCAGUUUGAGAGGUUCACGCACAGCGACCACACAGACAGAGAUUAGAUCAGAAUAAUGUCCUAAGGAUCCCUUAAGUACUUUUCAGAAGUGACUCAAAAGCCAAAGAACCAAUCACCUGAACAUAUGGAUGUUGUUGCACACAGAGCACUUUCCCCUCUGUCUGCAUCCAGUGGUGCCUCUCCGAGUGCUGAAGGCAUACAGUCUGUCCAUGCAGGCUCUCACCUGUCCAUCAGGUCUCACUUAACAGUCCUCAUGAACACCCACUAUACUGGCUUGGCCUUGUGCUCUCAUAAACUCUUACUAGAAAUCAAGUUCAGCUCUACUGGUACGCUGCAUGCAAUCACUAUAGUGGGCUUAUAAUUCUAUAUGGGAGUCCCCAAAAUCCGCAAGAAAAAUACGCUACAAAAGAUAGGUGCAUGUCAACAACAAAACAUUUAACUUUUAUUUACUAUGCAAAGAGAGAUAUUGCACAAAAGUAUGGGUUAAUAAUGAUAACAAUAUAAAUAUGGAAAUACAGAACCUCUGCUAAUCAGCUAAUCUUUUGUAUUUGGCCACUCCCACCUCUCCUUUCAUUUAGCUUCAAAGUACUCAAACUAGGAACGGACUUAAAACAGAAGUGAAUUCAUAUUUCCAAUGAGAAAGUGAAGAGAGCAUCCUUUUACAUUUGUGAAAAUGAAAAUCAUUUUUGUGUGUUUUUCAUCCAAUCUGACAUUUUUAAUCACACACACACUCUGUACAGUGCCUGUACAUACUGAGGCCUGAACAGUUUCCUUGUGCAGGGCUACUAUUUCCAGUCCAGCUGAUGGUUGGUGUGUUCCUGGUGCUGCCAUAGCACUGGCAUUGUGUAAUCCUCAAUGUUGUCAUCAUCACUUGUCCCUCUCUCACUGCAUCAUGUACAGUUGGACCGAUGAAUAAACUACAGACAUAUUUUA